AUCUAAGAAUCUGUAAUUUAUUUUGAAAAUGUGUAAUUACCAUUUGGACGUAAGUGUAGGUUGAGGCUAGCAAUGUAAAAUUCUCGCUGCUCUUUCAUGCUAUAUGUUGAUUGAAAAAAUCUAUUGAAGAAAGAAAAACAAUAAAAGUUAUUUCUGAUACAUUCUGUUACUUCCACGUAACAUUUUCUACAAAACAUCCCCCUUGUACUUACGUACAUAUGUAUAUAUUACAGUAUCAGAGAAGAGUGUAGCUUCGUUUUAUUUCACGUAAUAUUAGAUACACGAUUCACUAUCAUUAAAACAAAGUAAAACACUUAUAAAGUCAAUGUGUAUUUAAUAUUCCGGAAAUUUCACUUCAAACUUACGCGACACAUCCUUACUUUACUGUACUUUCAAAUCUACUAACGUUAACGUUCACUGUACUUCUAUAUUGUAACUAUAUCGAUUAUUAUCGAUUGUAGCAUCUAGUGACUGAAUCUGUCAAUGUUCAUAAUAUUGUAUUAGAGUUUAGUUAAAAUAAAAAGGAAUUGAUGCAUAUGUAUUGUCAAUAUUGUAAAACAAACUAAGUGAUAUAAUAAAUAAGUAAAUCAAAGUAUCCAAAUAACCAGAACAGAGAGAACAUGUUAAGGUUAUAAAUUUUACUCUGAAAAGAUAUUUAUAUCUCUUGUUUCUAAAUAAUAUUGCUCUAACCGGAGAUAAAAAACAAAACAAAAAAUGACGAAAGUUAUUGAAUUAUGUCCUGAUAGGGAUUUAAUAAACUUAAAAUUUGAAAAAUAUCAGUUUUGUACUGAUGAAAUUCCAAUAGAGACCGAGAUAGAUUUGAAAACAGACGUAUAUAGAUUAGAACUGACAACAAACCGGGAUUCCCUUUUAGAAACCCGAUUGUUUGCAUUUCAUAAUCAUUUAUUCAAAAAUCCAUACGACACGUCAGUUUGGUUUAUAGAUAAAAAUUGGGUUGUGUGGCGUUUUAAAAACGAUAAACAUUUAGAACAAGUACACGUAAUUCAUGAUUCAAGUGAAAAGCUACAGAAUUUUUUGUACAAUCCUUCAAUCGGAUUUACUAGCAAUGAUAUCGUUGUACUCUCUGAUGGCAACAACUGUUUAAACUUAUUAAUAACAGACACUCAAGAACAUGUCAAAUCUUUUAUAUUAAAUGAUGCCGAACCUGGAGUUAUAUUAGAUGUACAAUAUGUGAAUGCUGCAGCUACUGUCAUGAUCGUGAUGUGUGAUAUCAAAAGUACAAGUGAAAAAAAAAUUACAAGACUUUUGUUGCUAACAUAUAGUUGGAAAAAUGUAGGAAGUAAAGAUGAGUACUUUGAACUAACUAAUAAAGAAGCUUUAAAUGUAAAUGGUGCAGUGGAAUAUGUAUAUAUAGAAAAAUGUGGGAAAUAUUUACAUUCCAUUUGUCAAGAUUAUAUAACGUUUGAACGUCCAAAAACAAAGCAAUCUACUAAUAGUAAUAAAAAUACAGAAAAGACUGGAGAACUAAAUAUUCCAAAAUAUUGUUGGUCUCAAGAUGAGGAUUUAAUAACAGUUUGGCUUACUAUUGAUAAGCAACAUCAUGAUAAAGUUAAAGUAAACGUAACACCGUUAGAACUGUCAGUGACAGUGAAUGGUAAAGUAUUAAUCAAAGGACAAUGCCAACACAAACUAGAUGAAAGUUUAACAACGUGGAAAUAUGAACAAGAUACAUUUAAACUUGAAUUAUACAAAUACGAAAGUGGUUUGAUGUGGAAUGAAUUAAUUAAAGGUGACACUGGUGGAGAGCGUUUACCUAAUGAAACUUUGGCUGCUGAAAUUCACUCUAGAUUGGCGCAUUUAUGUACAAACCAAAUGGAUAAUAAACAAGGUCAACCUUGUUUGGGAUUUAAUGCUGAACAACUUGAAGAAUGUGAUCUUGAAGGAAAAGACAAUCUUUUGCAAAGAAUUGACCUGAUUACACAAGAAAAUACUCAUUUAGCAAUGCUUGGAGUAAAUAAUCAUGUAUUAUAUACAUAUAAAACAAAAUCUGGACAAGCAAUAUGUUUAAGACAUGAUAACGACGGCUGUUUAUGGAUAGCUGGUGAAGUGAAUGAUUCUGAUUGGAAUAUAAAGCACCAUUACACUUUUUCGGGAUUUGGAUAUGUUGAGGCAAGUAAAAGUAACAAGAAGUUUUGUCUUUCCCCUUCAGAUGGUUCGUAUGUAGCCAUACUUGAGCACACAAGAUAUAUAUUUCUUUAUAAAAGACCUGAAUCAAAUGUUGAAAUUGGAAAACAAUGGAUUGUAGAUCUAGCCAUGGAAUCUUGUCCCAUUAUGGGAGCAACUGCUACAAAUAAAUAUCUAAUAAUUUUAACUAAAAACAAAUUCUAUCGGUUAAACAUGUAUGAUAUAAUUACAAAAUAAAUUGUAUUCAUUUAAUA
Frieseomelitta varia is the source of this 2399-nucleotide messenger RNA. RefSeq names its product nudC domain-containing protein 1. NCBI's taxonomy places the organism in Eukaryota, Metazoa, Arthropoda, Insecta, Hymenoptera, Apidae. The record is from RefSeq and is a predicted model, not a curated record. The transcript has 4 exons. Bases 715 to 2382 code for a protein of 555 amino acids.